Molecule: messenger RNA, 315 nt
Organism: Iphiclides podalirius (scarce swallowtail)
Lineage: Eukaryota; Metazoa; Arthropoda; Insecta; Lepidoptera; Papilionidae
Source: the annotation of a GenBank genome assembly
AUGUUAUCCGAUGAUGAAGAGACUGUUGACGUUCGUUCUUUGCCUUUAAAGCCGCCACAGCCCUUCAUACCUCCGGAAAAACCUGUACGGCGCUCAUGGCAUCCUGUUAUGUGGGAUGAUCAUAAGGAUAUUUCUGUAAAUAAUUCUCAAAAGGAAGAGGAGCGGUUGUCAUCGCAUGAAUAUCCUCAUACACAACGCAUUCGUAAUCUACGUAGGCUGAUAGCCGAAGGUAAAGUGAAACCCGAGUCAGAAACACUGAUAUUUUUUCUAUGUAAUAAAUUUGCAGUGUCCGAUGAUAGGCGGAAAAAGUUUGAA